This is a messenger RNA of Paracoccidioides lutzii Pb01, 228 nucleotides long. RefSeq lists its product as hypothetical. Bases 1 to 228 code for a protein of 75 amino acids. The record is from RefSeq and is a predicted model, not a curated record. The transcript has a single exon.
AUGCGCAGGUUGGUGUUAGGAGAAGCCCCCGCCCACGCGCCUCCUAGCAUAGCAAAGUAUUCCAUAAUUAUCGUUCUGGAGAUAGCCCAGAAGUGUCGACAAGUAAGACCAAAGCGCAUUAUCAUGAACAUCAAGGACUCCACAAAUUUGUGUAGUAAAUUUCGAUUGGCAGGGUAUGAAAUUGCGCAAGGAUCCCUUGGGAAAGCCCAGGAAGCGCAUAAGAGUUAA